Ustilaginoidea virens is the source of this 852-nucleotide messenger RNA. RefSeq lists its product as uncharacterized. The record is from RefSeq and is a predicted model, not a curated record. Gene Ontology annotation, biological process: rRNA processing. Gene Ontology annotation, molecular function: snoRNA binding. Lineage: Eukaryota; Fungi; Ascomycota; Sordariomycetes; Hypocreales; Clavicipitaceae. The transcript is spliced from 2 exons. Bases 1 to 852 code for a protein of 283 amino acids.
AUGCCCGUCGAAACUCGCAAGAGGAAGGCCGCUAUGGCUAAAGAAGCGCAGGCUGCUAAAUCCGCGCCACCGUCCUCUAGCACGCCCGCGAUCAAGCGUCAAAGGAGUCUGCCGGUACGAGCCAAGGAAGGCGAUGAUGGGAUACCCAGCAAGGACGACGUCGGGUCGAAGCCGCCCCAGAACAACGUCAUCACCUUUGACGACUGUGGAAACCCAGAUCGGGAGCUCGCAAUCUCUGCUGUGGAAGCAACCGACGUGUCGGAGGCGCUAGAGCAAGAGGCCAGCGACAGCGACGAGGCUCCUGAGGCUGUGUCGACGUCAAAGGUGGCCAAGAAGAUGAUUGAGUCUGCACAGGCUUUCCAGAAGGCGGCACGAGAACAAGCUGCAGCUGAAAAGGAAAAACGCCGACAACGCGACGCUCUUUUCAAGCAGCAAGCCUCGGUGCGGAAAGAAGCGGAAGCUGGAGAAAAUACUGGCCUGGUUGUGCCCGGUCCCAUUGUUGCUCCAGCAGGGAAGAAAUGGAUGGAACAGAAGCCGGUUCCCGACAUGCUGCCUCUCGAUUAUCUCACCGACUCAUCUAGCGAAGAUGGGGACGAGGACAGGGUAGACUCUGCAGCAAGCCGGCAGCGCAAGCGCAAGCGCAACGUGGCGUCUGUUGAGAAGCGUCUAUCACGGGAGAGCAGAGGGCCAAGGGACCAAGUCGUUGGGAGCACAAUCUACAGAGUUUCCAAGCCUCUUGACAAGAGACUGGCGCCCAAGGCGAACAAGCAUUCCAAGAGCACCAAGCAAUUGUUGUUGAAGAGAGGCAGAGAGCCGGUGAAGAGCCGCUCUUUGGGGUUUGCAAAGAGGUAG